Molecule: messenger RNA, 750 nt
Organism: Lactuca sativa (garden lettuce)
Lineage: Eukaryota; Viridiplantae; Streptophyta; Magnoliopsida; Asterales; Asteraceae
Product: outer envelope pore protein 21B, chloroplastic
Biological process (GO): regulation of monoatomic anion transport
Molecular function (GO): voltage-gated monoatomic anion channel activity
Source: RefSeq, a predicted model, not a curated record
UUUUACCACCUACUCAUCUUUUCUUCUAUCGGCAAAAUUUAAUCAACCCAACUUCAGAGAGAAAAAAUGGAGACUUCGCUCAGAUACGGCGGAGAUUCCACUGCUCUCAGAGUCAAUACGAAUAAGAAACCUCCUACAGUCAGGUACGUCGGUGACACCAGCGCCCUCAAAAUCCAUGCUAAGCAGAAGUUCCGUAUCGAUUCCAACACUCGACUUCAGCUUCAUGGAGAACUUGAUACAAGAAUUGGAGCUCCAACUUUUUUCAGUGCAAUCCUUAGAUACUUUCCUCCAGAACUUUCAGCAAAAAUAGGAGCAGGAUUACAAUAUGAUAGACGUGAAAAACUCCAUUACACCAUGCAUGGAAAAAAGUCAUUCCCUCUAACACCUGAUGGAGCUGUCAAUUUUGUUGUGAAAGGGCGUUGUGAUCUUGACAAAGAAUUUAAACAACCCACACCAAGUGGAGCAGCUGAAUUGGUUUGGAACAUUCUUGAUUUUCAGAAAGAUCAAGAUGUAACGGUUAAAGUAGGCUAUGAAAUCUCUGACAAGAUUCCGUAUGUAAAGGUGAUGGAAAAUAAUUGGACAUUUUCUGUCAAUACAAAUGGGAAAUGGAAUGUGAAAUAUAAUUUAUGAGUUAAAAAAUGAAGAGAGAAUCAGAUAUUCAGAUAGGAUUAAAUUCAUGUUUCUAAAUAUACUCGAUUGUUAUUAGUUUUUAUCAAGCUUUCAUCGUAUAAUGUUGCUACAUUUUUAUUA